Messenger RNA from Bradysia coprophila, 1407 nucleotides. RefSeq names its product beta-1,3-galactosyltransferase 6 (gene beta3GalTII). Gene Ontology annotation, cellular component: Golgi membrane. Gene Ontology annotation, molecular function: galactosylxylosylprotein 3-beta-galactosyltransferase activity. The record is from RefSeq and is a predicted model, not a curated record. Lineage: Eukaryota; Metazoa; Arthropoda; Insecta; Diptera; Sciaridae. Gene Ontology annotation, biological process: glycosaminoglycan biosynthetic process; protein O-linked glycosylation.
GUUUGAGGUUAGUUUGUUUGUUUUGAAGUUCUAUUCAAGUUUGUUGUUAUUUUGAUUCUUUUCAAUGCCAAUUCAACCAUGAAAAUAACUCGUCGCAUCCUCACCACUAGGUUUUUAGUUCCAUUUUUCACUUUUUCUGUGGGAUGCUUCCUAACCAAUGUAUUCACAAACAUAUCGUGCCUCGGCGAUAGAAAGCCAAUCGAUGCCGAAAAAACCGAAUGUUUUCUACUCAUACUCAUCCUUUCUGCACCCGGCAAUGUUGACAGACGUAAUGCGAUUCGUGAAACUUGGCUCAAUCUUCGACCGCAUCAUAAUGGCAGUCAACGGAUUUAUAUUCCCACCUACGACGAGUCUGGCUGGCUCAUUCAAGAAAGCAUAGAAGAACAGGUCAAUUCGCUGGGAAUGUACAAACAGUGGUUACAUGCCAGACAGUUUAUCGAUCAAUCGAAACCGGUGAAGGUGAUUCACAAAUUUGCGAUAGGAACGGCGGGCCUUACCCGUACACGGCAAAACGAACUGUUCAGCGAAUCUAGCACUCACGAUGACCUUCUUCUGGUCAAUGGUUUCCAGGAUUCCUACAAAAAUUUGACUAAAAAACUCGUUCUUAGCCUCAAGUCUCUAUCGGACAGUCAUUCGUUCCAUUAUCUAUUAAAGUGCGACGACGAUACAUACGUCAAGCUGGACAAUAUGAUAAGCUAUUUGAAGGAUUAUCAUGACCGGAUAGCAUCGGUAGAUUUUGGUCCGAAUCCGAUGCCGGAACUGUAUUGGGGCUACUUCAACGGAAAGGCUAACAUCAAAACGCAAGGACACUGGAAAGAGACCCAUUUCAAUUUGUGCUCGAAGUACCUUCCAUAUGCCCUAGGCGGUGGCUACAUAAUCUCCGAGAAAUUAGUGCAGUACGUACAGACGAACGCAAACAUUUUGAGUUUGUACACGAGCGAGGACAUUUCGGUUGGCAUUUGGUUUGCGUCGAUGAGGAACGUUUUUCGUAAACAUGAUUGCAGAUUCGAUACGGCAUAUAUGGCGAGGAGUUGCAAGAAUUACCAUAUGGUGUUGCACAAGAGAAGCGCCGAGGAUAUGCGAAAAAUUUUCAAAGGGAAUGAAUGCGACGACGAGCUGAACGAAAUUGGUGUGAAGCGACCCUUGGAAUAUUUCUACAACUGGAAAGCGGCGCCGAUGCAAUGCUGUGAUACAAUAAUUAACUGAUUCAAUUAAAAUUCUACCAUUUGGAUGCGGUUUGAGUUUGGUUACUAUACAACGAGACGACUUACAAAAGUCAGUAAUGGAAGGGAAGACUGCUCAACAAUGAAGGCUCCUAUAACGAAUCAGAUAUAGAGCUUCUGGUGUGAUGAUUACGGUUCAUUGUCAACGAAAACUAAAUUUUGUGAAUAAAAACGCUCGACUACA